UCACAGGAAAUUAAUUUGUUUUACAUUAUAUAACAGUUUCCGUUUAUUGUGACAAAUCAUGAUCUAAGAUAGGUUUAGAAUUAAACUAAGAAAAAGGGAUAAUUUUAUGUUGAAAAUUAAAUCAUAUUAAACGAAACAUUUCAUUAUAUGUUAUUGUUCUGCAUAGCAUUAGGAAAUUAAGUUGAAAUGAAAAGAAGAAGACGUAAUCUCAUUGAGUUUAUGUUGUUACAAUGUUUGCUCUAUCUGCUUAUGCAACAGCAUCACGUGACUAACGCUCGAUGCACUUGGGGAUCGUGGUUGCCAUGGAAUUGCUCAUGUUGUGGAGGUUCAGUGGAUAAAGAGGUUUUCAGAGUUAGAGCUAAGUGUUGUGAUAAUACAUAUGAAUGUGUAAACGUUAGAGUUGCGGCUCUAAACGUCACAGAUGAAAAUAAGUUUGAAGAAAAGGGCAGUUGUUUAAAUGAUUGUGGAAAGCUAUUUUCUGACCACAAUCCUCACACUUGUGUUUCAUCAAAGAUGAGUCUAGAUGACGUGAAAGGACCAGGCAAGGUUCAAUCAUGUAAUGACGUGUGUAUAGGAGUUUGGACAACAACAACGCCCUUGACGACACCAACAUCGCCUUCAACUUCUUUUAGUACUAACAGAAAGGCAACAGCGACUCGUUCACCACCUUCACGAGCCAGCGGCAACACUUUGACGACUGCCAAAUCAACUCCUGAAGGAUCAAGCACAGUAUCGUAUAAAUCAUCAUCUAAUGUGGAAAAUGUCGAAGAUCCAAACGACACAAAUUGUGAGUAG
Ruditapes philippinarum (Manila clam) is the source of this 795-nucleotide messenger RNA. RefSeq lists its product as uncharacterized. Lineage: Eukaryota; Metazoa; Mollusca; Bivalvia; Venerida; Veneridae. The record is from RefSeq and is a predicted model, not a curated record. The transcript is spliced from 2 exons. The coding region runs from base 187 to 795 and encodes 202 amino acids.